AUGCUGAGCCGUUUCAUGAGUGGCAGCAUCAGGAAUCUGGAACGAGAAUACAACUGUACGGUGAGGCUGCUGGAUGACUCGGAGUACACCUGCACGAUCCAGCGCGAUGCAAAGGGACAGUACCUGUUUGAUCUCAUCUGUCACCACCUUAACCUGCUGGAGAAGGACUACUUUGGCAUCAGAUAUGUGGACCCAGACAAACAGAGGCAUUGGUUGGGUUUUACAAAAUGUAUUGCCAAACAAAUUAAAUCCCAGCCUCCAUUCACCAUGUGUUUACGUGUCAAGUUUUACCCUCCCGACCCAGCUGCCCUGAAAGAGGAAAUCACAAGAUAUCUAGUCUUCCUACAGAUCAAGAGAGAUCUGUACCAUGGUCGUCUCCUGUGUAAGACGUCGGAUGCUGCCAUGUUGGCUGCCUACAUACUACAAGCUGAGGUUGGUGACUAUGAUCCUGGAAAGCAUCCUGAGGGCUACAGCUCUAAGUUCCAGUUCUUCCCUAAACACUCAGAGAAGCUGGAGAGACGCAUCUCUGACAUCCACAAGACAGAACUAAUAGGACAGACUCCAGAAGAGUCAGAGCUGAACUUCCUGCAGAAGGCCCAGGAGCUGGAGACGUAUGGUGUGGACCCUCACCCCUGCAAGGAUGUGUCAGGGAACCCUGCCUUCCUGGCCUUCACUCCGUUUGGCUUCACUGUCCUGCAGGGGAACAGGAGAGUCCAUUUCCUCAAGUGGGACGAGGUGACAAAGCUGAAGUUUGAGGCAAAGACAUUCCAUAUAUAUGCAAAUCAGAAAGAGGACAAGAAGAUCAUCUUGACAUAUUUUGCACCUACACCUGAGGCCUGUAAACACCUGUGGAAGUGUGGAGUUGAGAAUCAGGCUUUCUACAAGUUGGACAAGUCCAGCCAGGUCAGAACGGUGUCCAGCAGUAAUCUGUUCUUCAAAGGAAGUAGAUUCAGAUACAGUGGCAGGGUUGCUAAGGAAGUGAUGGAGCAAAGUGCCAAAAUAAAACGGGAACCUCCAGAGAUUCACAGGUGA
Molecule: messenger RNA, 1032 nt
Organism: Salvelinus namaycush (lake trout)
Lineage: Eukaryota; Metazoa; Chordata; Actinopteri; Salmoniformes; Salmonidae
Product: FERM domain-containing protein 5
Exons: 12
Coding region: 1-1032 (343 amino acids)
Cellular component (GO): cytoskeleton
Molecular function (GO): cytoskeletal protein binding
Source: RefSeq, a predicted model, not a curated record